AACACCAGGCCACGCCCCUCCCGUGCCUCUUACACAAACAGCAGCAGCUCGAGAGAGAGUAAAUAGAGAAAAGAUGGCGGAGUUCAUUCAGCUCAACAAACCCACUGAACCGAAACCAGCGUCCCAGAACCGGGAGCACCAUCAUCAUCCUCCACCGGCCAAGAAAAUCCGACAAGAGGAGAAAAUAUUUAAAGCCAAGAAGAUGAACGGAGGCACGGAGCAGCAGAAUUACAGCAGCAAACCGAAAAACAUGAAAACCAAAACAGAGAAAGACAGAGACCGAGAGAAAGAGAAAGGCAAAGAGAGAGAAAAAGAGAGGAAGAAACACAAACUGGCGGCUGAAAAUCACCUCAGCGUGAAGAAGGAAAACGGAGAGCUGAAGUUGUCGCAGAAAGAACACACCAUUAAAGACAAAGAGAAACCGAAAGACAGAGACCGUGAGAAAAAGAGGGAGCGAGAGAAGGACCGAGAAAAAGAGCAGGAGAGAGAGAUGAAGGAGAAAAGAAAACACAAGCUGAUGAUGGAGAUGAAGAGAGAGAACGGAGAGGUGAAGAUCCUGCAGAAAGGUGACGGAGAGAAGCCGAAGAUUAACUUUGCUGAGGAUUUGCUGAUGAAAAAGGUCAAGAAGAAAAAGAAAAAGAAACACAAAGAAGGUGAAAAGCGAAAGCGGCCCAAGAUGUACAGCAGGUCCAGCCAGACGGUUAGUCCCGAGUGCGAGUUCCAGCCUCCGGCUCCGGUCCAGCAGGGCGUCUCUGUGAGCUCCUGUUGCCCAACGACACCGGAGAGCAGAAGCACACCGAGCCUGAAGAACAUCUGCACUCCGAGUCUGAGCGCCGCUGACGGCCCGGAGAAACCCGCCACGCUGCCCGGGCUGGACCGGCUGGAGUUCGGCUGUCUGGUCCAUGUGGAGAACCAGCCCAACGGAGGAGCCCUGGUUCUGCACGCCUACAGCAAGGAGCUCUCGGUCCUGACGCCCGUGGAGAUGCAGAGGUUCGCACAGGAGUUCGUCACCCUGUCGUUUAGCGAGGACCAGGACGGCUCUGCCAACUACGUGAUGGGAGUGAUCCACGGGGCCGCCUCGUAUCUCCCAGACUUUCUCGAGUACUUCUCCUGCAAGUUCCCCAACUCGCCCGUCAAAAUGGAAAUCCUGGGGAAAAAGGACAUCGAGACGACUACCAUGGCAAACUUUCACACUCAGGUGAGGAGGAGUUACUCCCACGGCACGUAUCGAGCCGGAGCCAUGAGGCAGAUCAGUCUGGUGGGAGCCGUGGACGAGGAGGUGGGAGAUUAUUUCCCAGAGUUCCUCAGCAUGCUGGAGGACUCACCUUUCCUGCAGCGCACGCUGCCGUGGGGGACGUUCUCCAGUCUGAAGCUGAAGAGCCCGACUGACAGUGACGACGGCCCCAUCAUGUGGGUUCGGCCCGGAGAGCAGAUGAUCCCCGUCACGGACAUGCCCAAGUCUCCCUUCAAACGGAAACGGUCAACCAAUGAAAUCAAGAAUCUGCAGUAUCUUCCUCGAGCCAGCGAGCCGCGAGAGAUGCUGUUCGAGGACCGAACCCGCGCUCACGCUGACCACAUCGGCCAAGGGUUCGAGCGGCAGACCACUGCAGCGGUGGGCGUGCUGAAAGCUGUGCGCUGCGGGGAAAGUGCUGAGCCUCCACGCAUCACCAAAGAUGUGAUCUGUUUCCAUGCGGCUGAUUUCCCUGAUGUGGUUCAGCGGCUGCAACUGGACCUGUACGAGCCGCCCCUGUCUCAGUGUGUGCAGUGGGUCGAUGACGCUAAACUCAAUCAGUUGAGGCGAGAGGGAAUCCGCUACGCUCGUAUCCAGCUCUACGAUAACGACAUCUACUUUAUCCCUCGCAACGUGGUCCACCAGUUCAAGAGUGUGUCGGCCGUGUGCAGCCUGGCCUGGCAUGUGCGCCUGAGCCAGUAUCACCAGGAGGUGAAGGAAGAGGAGGAGGAGGAGGAGCUGAAGCCGCUCAUCAAGCCGGAGCCGAGCGACGAGAGCGUCAGCGCUGCGAUCACGACCCCCGACUGCAGAGCCGCGCGAGACUCGCCGUGUGUGACACCCAUGAAGAUGGAGAGGGCGGAGCUACAGGUGGAGAGGCCCAAAGCCCUUCCCAGAAGCCCCAGCUUGACUCCGCCUCUCGUCUCCUCUGACGGGCGACCCAAAGUGCUCAACGUGUCCGAAUGUCCCAGCGCUCCCUCUCACACAGCACGCAACUCCACGGCCAGUGCGCACACACCCAAACACACACACACGCCGGCACCACCCAAACACACACCCCACUCGGCACCAACCAAACACGCACACACGUCGGCACCACCCAAACACACACCCCCUUCGGUGCCGACCAAACACACACACACGUCGGCACCACUCAAACACACUCCCCCUUCGGUGCCGACCAAACACGCACACACACCGGCACCACCCAAACACACACCCCCCUCGGCAUCCAGAUAUUUCCAUUCUUCCUCUGUCCCCAAACCGGGACACACACCCUCAACACCUACUAAACCCAGCCAUUCUGCCAACACAACCAAACACACACAAACUGCCAACACACCCAAACACACACAAACGAGUAACACAACCAAACCAACACAAGCUAGUAACACAAUCAAACCCACACACUCUGCGAACACAGCCAAACACACACACUCCACACUAAUAACCAAACCCGGCCCCAAACUGAGCUCUGGACUGUCACUCAGCUGGUCGGCCCCGCCCCUGGCCACGCCCCCUCCGAGAGCGGCCCGCCCCCAAGACUCUCUGCACCCGAAGGCCGUCAGGCCACACCCGCAUGAACCACACAAAGACUUUUUAUACUGAUUUGUACAGAACGGUUUUUAAACGGCGCUUCAUUUAAUCAUGUUUGUUUCUACUGUCGGUUUUACUUUCUUUUUAAUCGAUCUGACAAGAGCAGAGGAAGAAACGGCGGCACGUCUCCAAGACUUCUUUUAGACACUCAACUUCUGCUGAGCUUCUCUCUCUCUUUCCCUUCUCUAUCUCUCCCUCCCCAUCUCUCUCUCUCUUUCCCUUCUCUAUCUCUCUCUCUCU
This is a messenger RNA of Pimephales promelas (fathead minnow), 3064 nucleotides long. It is a transcript of the gene rsbn1l, whose product is annotated as round spermatid basic protein 1 like. The record is from RefSeq and is a predicted model, not a curated record. NCBI's taxonomy places the organism in Eukaryota, Metazoa, Chordata, Actinopteri, Cypriniformes, Leuciscidae. Gene Ontology annotation, cellular component: nucleus.